This is a messenger RNA of Poecilia latipinna (sailfin molly), 1830 nucleotides long. It is a transcript of the gene slc35e3, whose product is annotated as solute carrier family 35 member E3. The transcript has 8 exons. The record is from RefSeq and is a predicted model, not a curated record. The coding region runs from base 355 to 1296 and encodes 313 amino acids. NCBI's taxonomy places the organism in Eukaryota, Metazoa, Chordata, Actinopteri, Cyprinodontiformes, Poeciliidae.
CAUCUCUGCUCUCCAGUCCCCCCUCCGCUCCGUUAGCUGCCGCUGUGGCUCCGCGGUGUGAAACUCGGAGGAAACAGGAACAAACAGGACGAUUCAGGCUUUAGUCAGUUGGACCGCUGCAUGUCCACGGGCUGGGAAGAAUAAUCCACAGGUUCGGCAGAGAUUCUGGAUCUGGAAACCCCGGGACUGCAGCAGGAAGCACGGGGAACCGAGGCUAGGAUUGGCUCGGUUAUUUCCGUAGCGGAUCCCGAAGUGAAGCAGGGAAGGAGAAAGGAAGAUGGAGAGCCCCAGUCCUACAUUUUGAGUGUGACAAAUCCGUCCUGGGAAAAGUUGACCUGGGAGCCAUCCGGAACCAUGACCCGGCAGCUCUUUGGGUUCUCAGCCAACCGGCGCAUCGUCGGUGGCCUGCUGGUCAACCUUUUCUCCUCCAUCUGCAUCGUCUUCAUCAACAAGUGGAUCUACGUCCACUACGGCUUCCCCAACAUGACCCUCACCCUCAUUCAUUUUGUGGUCACGUGGUUGGGACUCUACAUCUGCCAGAAAAUGGACAUUUUCUGUCCAAAAAGCCUCCCAGUGCGCAGGAUCAUGUGGUUGGCGCUCAGCUUUUGUGGCUUUGUGGCCUUCACCAACCUCUCUCUGCAGAACAACUCGAUAGGAACGUACCAGCUGGCCAAAGUCAUGACCACGCCCGUCAUCAUCCUCAUCCAGACCACCUACUACAAGAAGACCUUCUCCACCAAGAUUAAGCUGACGCUAGUACCCAUAACUUUGGGGGUGAUAUUGAACUCCUACUACGACGUGCGUUUCAACCUGUUGGGGAUGGUUUUUGCAACACUGGGGGUUCUUGUCACUUCACUUUACCAAGUGUGGGUGGGGGCGAAACAACAUGAGCUCCAGGUGAACUCCAUGCAGCUUCUCUACUAUCAGGCUCCUCUGUCAUCCGCCGUCCUCCUCGGGAUCAUCCCGCUGUUUGAGCCGCUGGCCGGAGACGGUGGGAUAUUCGGACCCUGGUCACUGACUGCUCUGGUGGCGGUGCUGUUCUCAGGCGUGGUGGCGUUCCUCGUUAACCUUUCCAUCUAUUGGAUCAUCGGGAACACUUCGGCUGUAACCUACAACAUGUUUGGUCAUUUCAAGUUCUGCAUCACUCUGAUUGGAGGAUAUCUGCUUUUCCAUGACCCGCUGUCUCUCAACCAGGCGUUGGGAAUCCUCUGUACGCUGGCAGGAAUCCUGUCCUACACUCACUUCAAGCUGCUUGAACAGGAGGAGGGAAAAAGCCGCCUGGCUCAGAAGCCAUAGGCUGACCUCUGACCCCUCACAGCAACUAGAUGAAGAAACCUCCUUAGAUGUCUCAGAAUGUCCUUUAGAGGAACAAAACAUUUCUUUAAAAUUUUACUCUUCAGGAAGAGAAGCGGAAACAAAUCGCAGCAUCGCCUCGACUCGAAAUCCAAAGCAGUGUUGGCUUCAAAAAACAAAAUUUUUAUUUUCAACAAAGAUCAGGAUAACGGCCUUUCAGGAGUUUUUGCACGGGCAGAUUUGGGUCUGAGUUGUCUGCAGAAUUUCCUGCAAAUAUUUGAGAUUUAAUUGACAAACUGGACGGUUUUAGAGCAACGGAUCAACAGAAAUCAGACCAAAACAAAGCAUUUACCAGCCGGCCCCCCUGACGCUGCCUAUUCUGCACAUCGUUUGUGCUGCCACUCAUCAUGGGCUUCAGUGUUCAUUUUAGGUAUUUAAUGAUUUAUUUACUCAUAUUCGCGGGUCAAUUUGAUUAUGUAAAACAAAGACUGCCUUUUUAUCAAUCAAGUUUUAAGCACACAGGGUUUUUGCAAAAAA